GCCGAGGGACAUGCAACUGAACCAGAAAGCGAGGAGUCAAGAGCAGCAUUGACUCAGGAAGUAACAACAGUGUUCCUGGCCACAAACAUCUGUUACUAUUACUGGAUAUUUACAAAAUGCUUCAGUGGAGAAGAAGACACUGCUGCUUUGCAAAAAUGACCUGGAAUACUAAGAGGUCUCUGUUCCGGACUCACCUUAUGGGUAUACUUUCUCUAGUGUUUCUUUUUGCUAUGUUUUUGUUUUUCAAUCAUCAUGACUGGUUACCAGGUAGACCAGGAUUCAAAGAAAAUCCUGUGACAUACACUUUCCGAGGAUUUCGUUCUACAAAAAGUGAGACAAAUCAUAGCUCCCUUCGGAACAUCUGGAAAGAAGUAGUUCCUCAGACUUUAAGGCCUCAAACUGCCUCCAAUAACACAGAGCUAUCACCACAAGGAGUUACAGGACUAGAGAACACUCUCAGUGCCAAUGGAAGCAUUUAUAAUGAAAAAGGUAGUGGACAUCCAAACUCUUACCAUUUCAAAUACAUUAUCAAUGAGCCUGAAAAAUGUCAAGAGAAAAGUCCAUUUUUAAUACUAUUAAUAGCUGCCGAACCUGGACAAAUAGAAGCAAGAAGAGCUAUACGGCAAACUUGGGGCAAUGAAACUUUAGCACCUGGCAUCCAAAUUACACGGGUUUUUUUGUUGGGCAUAAGUAUUAAGCUAAAUGGCUAUCUUCAACAUGCAAUUCAAGAAGAAAGCAGACAGUAUCAUGAUAUAAUUCAGCAGGAUUACUUAGAUACAUACUAUAAUCUGACCAUUAAAACACUAAUGGGUAUGAACUGGGUUGCAACAUACUGUCCACAUACUCCAUAUGUUAUGAAAACGGACAGUGACAUGUUUGUCAACACAGAAUAUUUAAUACACAAGUUACUAAAGCCAGACCUGCCUCCUAGACAUAACUAUUUUACUGGCUAUCUAAUGAGAGGAUAUGCACCAAACAGAAACAAAGACAGCAAGUGGUACAUGCCACCAGACCUUUACCCAAGUGAGCGCUACCCUGUCUUCUGCUCAGGAACUGGUUAUGUUUUUUCUGGGGAUCUGGCAGAAAAGAUAUUUAAGGUUUCUUUAGGUAUCCGUCGUUUGCACUUGGAAGAUGUAUAUGUAGGGAUCUGUCUUGCCAAGUUGAGAGUUGAUCCUGUGCCCCCUCCCAAUGAGUUCGUGUUCAAUCACUGGAGAGUUUCUUAUUCAAGCUGUAAAUACAGCCACCUAAUUACCUCUCAUCAGUUCCAGCCUAGUGAACUGAUAAAAUACUGGAACCAUUUACAACAAAAUAAGCACAAUGCCUGUGCCAAUGCAGCAAAGGAAAAGACAGGCAGGUAUCGGCACCGCAAACUACACUAA
Molecule: messenger RNA, 1379 nt
Organism: Apodemus sylvaticus (European woodmouse)
Lineage: Eukaryota; Metazoa; Chordata; Mammalia; Rodentia; Muridae
Gene: B3galt2
Product: beta-1,3-galactosyltransferase 2
Exons: 1
Coding region: 117-1379 (420 amino acids)
Cellular component (GO): membrane
Molecular function (GO): N-acetyl-beta-D-glucosaminide beta-(1,3)-galactosyltransferase activity
Source: RefSeq, a predicted model, not a curated record